AAAAAUUAAGAUGUGGUUCCCAUCUUUCGCUAUGAUCCUUGUUGUGGUAGCGUACGCGGAAGGAUAUUCCGUGGGUGCUCCCGAGAGCGCUUGCAAGGACAUGAUCCCAAGGCAUCCCGUUCCUCCUCAAAAAAUAGCCUCACCAUACAUCAUUACUACAAGCACCAAGGAAGUCAAGGCGGGUAGUUCCAUGCAAGUGACGAUUUCUGGUAAAACUGCUAACGACACUAUUCGCGGGAUUAUGUUGCAAGCGCGAGCUGGUGACAAAAUCGUCGGAACCUUCAAAGUAGAUCCCAAUCACCCUCUUGCCCAGACAAUGAACUGCGGCGUUGAUGGCGACACAGUAACACACAAGAAGCACGAGCAUAAGGACGACCAACAAACAGUGACUUUCACAUGGACUCCACCUGCUGACUUCAACGAUAUCAUCAAAUUCAGAGCUACUAUUGCUCUCAAUGGCGCCGUGUUCUGGGUAGGCGAAGAAUCCGCACCGAUAAAAGUGACGCAAUAAAUCACUAUAUGCUAGGAAUACUUACUUUUAUUAUGUAUAUCUUAUUUAUGUAUUCUUUAUAAUUUAAUUUGCUGUGAAGUAUAAUUUAUAUAAAAUAAAAAAGUUCAAUAAA
Molecule: messenger RNA, 623 nt
Organism: Vanessa tameamea
Lineage: Eukaryota; Metazoa; Arthropoda; Insecta; Lepidoptera; Nymphalidae
Gene: irp2
Product: lethal (2) 34Fc
Exons: 4
Coding region: 11-511 (166 amino acids)
Cellular component (GO): membrane
Source: RefSeq, a predicted model, not a curated record